Etheostoma spectabile (orangethroat darter) is the source of this 2954-nucleotide messenger RNA. It is a transcript of the gene ccnl1a, whose product is annotated as cyclin L1a. Lineage: Eukaryota; Metazoa; Chordata; Actinopteri; Perciformes; Percidae. The coding region runs from base 98 to 1747 and encodes 549 amino acids. The transcript is spliced from 10 exons. Gene Ontology annotation, biological process: regulation of transcription by RNA polymerase II. Gene Ontology annotation, molecular function: cyclin-dependent protein serine/threonine kinase regulator activity. The record is from RefSeq and is a predicted model, not a curated record.
CGGUGACGUCACGUUCUGUCAGUCACCCUGCUCCGCCAUCAUUCCGUCGAGGCUGGCCGAGCUUUUCUGAUAACAACCGAUUAUCGCUGUUUUUCGGAUGAAGAUGGCUGCAGGUCCUCUUUCUGUAUCCUCCACAGCAUCCACAAACAACGAUGGCAUCCUCAUCGGUGACAAAGUUUAUUCGGAAGUGUACCUUACGAUCGACAACUCGCUCAUACCGGAGGAAAGGUUUUCUCCAACGCCGUCGAUGCUCGACGGCCUCGACCUGGACACAGAGACCGACCUUCGCAUACUCGGAUGUGAAGUGAUUCAGUCUGCGGGCAUUCUUCUCCGGUUACCCCAGGUGGCAAUGGCAACGGGUCAGGUGCUGUUUCAUCGUUUUUUCUACUCCAAGUCCUUCGUCAAGCACAGUUUUGAGAUUGUUGCUAUGGCUUGUAUCAACUUGGCCUCCAAGAUUGAGGAAGCACCAAGACGAGUACGAGAUGUCAUUAAUGUUUUCCACCACCUGAGACAGAUCAGAGGCAAAAAGACUCCAAGUUCUUUGAUACUUGAUCAGAACUACAUAAAUACCAAAAACCAAGUCAUCAAAGCGGAACGGCGGGUCCUGAAGGAGCUGGGCUUCUGUGUGCAUGUCAAGCAUCCUCACAAGAUCAUCGUCAUGUACCUUCAAGUCCUGGAAUGUGAGAAGAACCAGACACUGGUCCAGACGGCCUGGAACUACAUGAAUGACACCCUGCGGACAAAUGUGUUUGUGAGAUUCCAAGCCGAGACUAUUGCCUGUGCCUGCAUAUUCCUCGCUGCCCGAGCCUUGCAGAUACCUCUGCCAUCCAAACCUAAUUGGUACCUGCUUUUUGGAGCCAGUGAUGAUGAUGUUAAAGAGGUCUGCAUUACCACCCUUAGACUCUACACCAGGAAGAAGCCCAACUAUGACCAGCUGGAGAAAGAGGUAGAGCGGAGGAAGGUGUUCUUAGCAGAGGUCAAGCUGAAAGCCAAAGGCCUGAACCCUGAUGGUACCCCUGCACUGUCCACACUGGGUGGCUUCUCUCCUGCUUCCAAGCCCUGCUCCCCAAAUGUGAUCAAGGUGGAAGAGAAGUCCCCAAACCCCCAGACCCUCAAACCAGUUAAGAAGGAUCCAGACAGCCGGACUCAGAUCAACAAGAGUCCACACAAUGGAUUAAGGAAAGACGUAAAGAUCGGAAGGAACAGCAGGAGCGGAAGUGGAUCUCGUUCAAGAACACGUUCCCGUUCUAGAUCCCGCUCCCCGCGCAGACAUUACAACAGCAGACGCAGUCGCUCAGGGACCUACAGUUCUCGCUCACGUUCUCGCUCUCACAGUCGCAGUCCAUCGCCUCGACGACAUCCGCCCUCACCCCUUCUCCCCCACCUCAAGUCCAAGACCAGCCACCAUGGCAAUAGCGACUCCAAGCCUAGCGGACGCCACAACAACAGUGGCGGUGGAGGAUCUGGUCACAAGAGGAAGCGCUCACGCUCUCGGUCGCGGUCUCGCACUCCGGUCAAAGUAGACAGGGAACGGGACCGAGAAAGGGAACGGGACAGAGACCGUAGUUCCUUUGACCUCUCUACAAAGAAACACAAACACGAGCGAGGAGGUGGUCAUCGAGGCGACCGGAGGGAGAGGGAGAGGUCUCGGUCCUACGACAGGGACAGAGAGCGGGAGCGUAGCCACAAGAGCAAACACCACAGCAGCAGCAGUGGGCAUUCAGGACAUAGCCGUCACCGCCGCUGAGACAACACACACACACACACACACACACACACACAAUAGUUCUAGGACUGAUGGUCACUGAAGUAUUUUCAGUAUACUUGAAACAAAAUCAGGUUUGGCAUGUUCUCUGAAUGCUGUUAAAUACAGUUGACUGCAAACAUCAGUGUGACACUUGGUCUGUUCAUUUAAUGAAAGACGCAUCUUGCAAGUUCUUAAUAAGGUUAAUUAAAUAUUUGCUUCCUUCAACCGGUCAAAUAACAUUUCUUGGGGGUUGUUGACAAAGAACUUACAUAAAUAUUGGCACACUCAAUGCAGCUCUGGAAGCCAGAUGCUGCACCUCUACCAUGGUUGAGAGAACUUGCCUUGUUUGGUUUCAUUUGGGGGUAGAUUCUGUUCAAUUAUUGUUGUCCUAAGCCACAUAUAAAUAUUUAGUUUUCUUAAAAAAAAUGUCCCUAUGAAAAACUGUAAUAAAGCCUUGACAUCAGAAGCACACGUGUAGCUGAUAUUCGGCAGAGGGGGUUGAUGCUGUGUUAUAGAUUAAAUGUGUGUGUCUUAGGAACCCAGCCUGCGGCAGUAUCUACCAGCAUUCAGUGGACCUUUCUGAGAUUUAUAGGUUUACUGUCCUCUUUUCCUCAACCUGGUCAGACACGAUCAGUGGUUGAGGGAACACACAAGUGAAGUGUGACAUCAGUCCUAGACCCGUCAUUGUCCUUUCCACCUAUAGGUUUUUCUUAAUUUUCCCAUGAUACCCACACACACCACUACCAUCUCUCUAGCCUACCCCUUUGUUCUUAGUUUUACAUGUAAAGUUAUGGACUUUGGGAAAACAAAACUUAUUUACAGUGUAAAGAUGGAUCAAUAUCUGCUGACAAUGUGAACGCUUUGAUUUAUAAAAGCAAACAGCUCAGUGGAAAGAUCGAAUGAAUAAAUGUAAAAUAAAAGCGAUCAUUCAGGAAAGAUCAGUAUGUUUGCACAUUAAGGGACUGGUGAGCGAGUGGUUUUGUUUCCUUUUUUUGGACAUGUAUGUUGCUAAAGCUGUUUUGUACAGUUUCCAAACAGCUGACUGGUUAUAGACUUGUUUUUUUCUUUUUCUUUUUUUCUUUUUUUACAGCAGGGGAUGCAGACUUAACUUCAGAAUUUUAGGGUUGUCAAUUUGUUACACUGGUUUUUAGUCUGCAUGUGUUCAUGUCCAAUUUUUAUUCAAUAAUAAAUGAGUUAUGCCACUGAA